GUCGAAUCGAUGCAGCCAUGCGCCUAGCUAACAAAUAAAUGACAUCUAGCAAGUAUUAAGUUAUCGGUCUUUUACAGAUAAUAUUUGACCACAUGUAAAAUAGUACUUUAAUAUUUAUAAAGUGUCUGUUUUAAUUGUGUUAACUGAAGACUUACAGAUAGGCUAUCGCCGAGGGUUGGAGCGGAAGCAGGAUGAAUGUGGGCGUGGCUCACAGCGAGGUGAACCCCAACACGCGGGUGAUGAACAGCCGCGGGAUCUGGCUGGCCUACCUGCUGCUGGUUGCCGUGCUGCACGUGGUCCUGCUCAGCAUCCCCUUCUUCAGCGUGCCCCUGGUCUGGACCCUGACGAACGUCAUCCACAACCUGGUGAUGUACCUGUUUUUGCACACGGUUAAGGGGACCCCUUUCGAGACCCCUGACCAGGGCAAGGCACGUCUGCUUACGCACUGGGAGCAGAUUGACUACGGCAUCCAGUUCACGUCAUCGCGCAAGUUCCUCACCAUCUCCCCCAUCGUGCUUUACAUCCUGGCCAGCUUCUACACCAAGUACGAUGCCACGCAUUUCCUGAUCAACACGGGCUCCCUCCUCAGCGUCCUCCUUCCCAAGCUCCCUCAGUUCCACGGGGUGCGCAUAUUCGGGAUCAACAAAUACUAACGGGACCGCACCAUGCGGGAGCAGGGGACCUCAGGCUCUGAGCGGGCGAGGUGGGGUCACCGGCGUGACCCCGAGAGAGAAUGGAAAGAGAAACGCACUGAACUGCACAGGGCAUCAAGAUACACUGUUCAACUACACUUCGCACACAACUGGUUUUUAUACUCCAUUUUAGUAUUCCUUUGAUCUGCUUUCAAAUUGUUUCUGAACAUUCGUCCGCGCGUGUACUAUGCGCAAGUUUGUACAUCUUUUUUUUGUUUUGAACACACUUUUAUGUUUUGCGAACCUAAGGCGAAAAAGUCCUGUUCAUUUUAAGAGUUUAGCACCCUUGACUGACGGCUUGCACUCCAUGCGCGUUUGAAAAGUACAGGUGUUCAGAAGUCCCAUGAUGCAAUGUAAAAGCUAGAGAAGGAACUCUAUCUGCAUGUUGAGACGGGCUUUUGCUGUUUUGUACAUUCCUGCAUGUCUUGGUAUAUUGGGUUGUAGAUUGGUAAAGGGGAGAAGGUCUGGUUAUGUAAGAAAGCCAAAAAACUGUCUUCUGCCAAAGUGGGGAGGGGAGAGGGGGGGUAGAUAGUAUGGUCUAAAUUGUGCUUUUGUACAAUUGCUUUAUUAUUUAUUUAUUUAUGUGAUAUAUUUAAGUUUUUCACUUAUUCCUUGUUGUUCUGUUGUGCAUCUGAAAGUCUGUCUGACGUUGUCUGCUGAUGUCACAGCUAAUUGUUCUGAUGUCACAGCAAAUUGUUUUGUGAGGAAACUUGAAGCUGUGCAUAUGUUUUGGUUUGUUUUUUUUUUUAUUACCAGUGUCCUUUGAUGCACAUAUUGGCUAUAAACAUUCAGUCAAUAUAAAGGAGGUGCAAAGGUAUUUAUUAACAGCAAAAACCCACGUGGAGUUGUGUCUUUUCAGUUCAGAUUUGCGCCACAUCUGUAUGUGGAAAUAAAUUGCAUACAUAGCCAUGCCACUUGCAUGUCAAUGCUCAGAUCAGCAUUGUUUAGUUCAUGAAUGUGUUCAGUACCCUGCAGGAAACUGUAGUUGCCCCUUACGGAAAUUGAAUGCACUGCAAUGUUUUGUAAUUAUGUGGCCUUUUAAAAGAAUAUAAUAAAAAUAUAUUUAACAGCA
This is a messenger RNA of Anguilla rostrata (American eel), 1764 nucleotides long. It is a transcript of the gene ormdl2, whose product is annotated as ORMDL sphingolipid biosynthesis regulator 2. NCBI's taxonomy places the organism in Eukaryota, Metazoa, Chordata, Actinopteri, Anguilliformes, Anguillidae. The coding region runs from base 192 to 653 and encodes 153 amino acids. The record is from RefSeq and is a predicted model, not a curated record. Gene Ontology annotation, cellular component: endoplasmic reticulum membrane. The transcript is spliced from 4 exons. Gene Ontology annotation, biological process: sphingolipid biosynthetic process; ceramide metabolic process; intracellular sphingolipid homeostasis.